AUGACGUCAUCGGGACGACGGAAGACGGCUCGGCCGAAGAUUGGAGUAUUGCAGCUUCUCCAAAAGGAACUAAAGACUUUCGAUGAAGAGAACCGACCUUUGCUCCAUCAUCAAGAUGAGCGACUACAGUUAUGCUUGGUUUUGCUUGAAUGUCCUGUGUUGGCUGGGUUGUCCGAAGCACAACGCUUCGGAAGAUUACGGGCGCGAAAGCUUUUAUUUGACAUUCUCCGACACUUGGGACAAGAGGUUUUCUUCCUCUUUGCUACAGCGAUAAGUAUCACGAGGUUGGCAAGAAUCUCGGAGGAAACCGUGCUAGAAGUGCGUCAAUGGUGGAAAACCAUCCGCAAGUGCCCGAAUGGUAAGGUUCAAGUCGCUCCUCAACGAAAAGAUCACUAA
Messenger RNA from Penicillium canescens, 396 nucleotides. RefSeq lists its product as uncharacterized. The record is from RefSeq and is a predicted model, not a curated record. The coding region runs from base 1 to 396 and encodes 131 amino acids. The transcript has 2 exons. NCBI's taxonomy places the organism in Eukaryota, Fungi, Ascomycota, Eurotiomycetes, Eurotiales, Aspergillaceae.